Astrephomene gubernaculifera is the source of this 1558-nucleotide messenger RNA. The record is from the annotation of a GenBank genome assembly. NCBI's taxonomy places the organism in Eukaryota, Viridiplantae, Chlorophyta, Chlorophyceae, Chlamydomonadales, Astrephomenaceae.
AAAAGCCUUCAAUGUUGUUUACAUGGCACAAUGGCCAGAAUCUGAGCAUACGAGGACGGUUUCGGACGUUAAGCACCUUGAUCCGUCGGGAUCCAACAGAGCUAAAGUGUCAGCAUCCCUGAUAAUGCAAAGCACCUAGUACGUUUUAAUACUUGAACAUCAAUGUAAGAACCAGGAAUUGGGUCGUGGCUUUGCUUUGGGCGGGGGAUUUCCUUGCCGAACCUCGUUAGCCAUGGCUGGUCGAAAUCACACCAAGAAGGGAAGGGACGAUGGCUUUUGGAGACGAGUUGCUCUGGCUCUAGGCUGCGUCCCGGUAUACGUAAUGGCGCGAGACGACCGCUUCGACGCUCCGUCUGAGGUCGGCCUUCGGAGCGGGCGCCAAGAGAAUGCCGCGAGCAUUCCAAGCGGAAAGUCACCAAGCAUGAACUACUUGGCGGACAUCUCUUCCUCAUCUCGUCCUCUCGGCAUUCCCUCCUGGCGCUCCGCGAACCAAUCACGGCUAACAGUCUACGGCAGCAACCGCAUUGUGCCACACCACGGCGCCAACAACCCUGGUCAGACUCAGCUGCAGCAGCAGCAGUCGUCGGUGCAUGGAAGGCAGCAGGACUCCUCACCGCUUCUGCCGUCCUCACAGCCACCAUCUGCCUCCCAGCAGGCCGCAGCAGCCACCUCCGGAUCGCCCCUUUCCCCAAGCACCAGCGCAGUUCAAUCAGACCCAGCCCCCCGAACCAGCAUGCCGCGCUACUCACUUGACGUCAACAAUCUCCGCGCAGCCUACCGUAGCAUCGAGCUGCCUGAGAAGCUGCAAGAUCCAUCACUUCCAUCUGCGGAUCAACCAUUUGGAUUAUUGCCGUGCAACCAAACACCAACGGAUCCACGGCGCAUGACGCGGAAGUGGUCCUCUGUUAAGGAGGUACGCAGCAGGGAGGAGGAUUGCGCCUGUUCGGAAGCACCGAGACGAACGGUGCUUCGGGAGACCUGGACUACGGAACAGCCAGAGGCACGUCAACAGCAGCAGGAGUCGGGAAGUACGGCAGCAGCAGCAGCAACAGCGGCGGCGGCAGACGGAUCUAGCAGAGGCGGAAGCGGACACAGAAGUCACUCUCCUCUCCUGGAAACUAAAGCGACCGGCUCUGCAUCUGAGGUGGUCAUGCGCGCGGAAACAAUUGAAGAGGCAGAGUUCAUGGAUACGGACGAAGACGAUAACAACAACACCGAAGAAGGAACGCCGGUAGCAGGUGAUGAUGAGGCUGCGGUACAACAGGCGGCUGCAGCGUCGGAAGCACUGGCCGCAGCUGUGGUGUCGGCAAUAGCGGAGGCUGGUUUGGCGUGUAUUGAAGAGGCGGCUUCCGACGGCAGCGGCGAAGAUGUUGACAAGGAGGUGCAGAAACGCGAUUUACGGCCGCCGCCUUUGCUGUUACCGCGCGUACAGGACCCCAACGCUCGCUCCCAAUCGGCCACCGGUGAAGGGCCCAGCCGCAGUGGCAGCAGCAGCAGCAGCCGCCUAGAUCCCCCGCUGCCCACUGCUUCACCUGUUGCCCUGGGCGCGAUCGCAGAG